Diachasma alloeum is the source of this 1925-nucleotide messenger RNA. RefSeq names its product putative tRNA (cytidine(32)/guanosine(34)-2'-O)-methyltransferase (gene Trm7-32). The transcript has 5 exons. NCBI's taxonomy places the organism in Eukaryota, Metazoa, Arthropoda, Insecta, Hymenoptera, Braconidae. The record is from RefSeq and is a predicted model, not a curated record. Bases 809 to 1891 code for a protein of 360 amino acids. Gene Ontology annotation, molecular function: tRNA methyltransferase activity. Gene Ontology annotation, biological process: cytoplasmic translation; tRNA methylation. Gene Ontology annotation, cellular component: cytoplasm.
UGUUUCUCGAAAACUCAACGGUGCUUCAGGAAACCACUCAACACAACCAGUCGUAUCAGCCGCAAUGGAGACACUGGCGGUCCUUAUCGCGAUACACUGGGUAUAAGUCUCUUCGCCGACUGUUUCUUCGGAAAUUAUAAACAUCGAGGCUCUCUGGCUUCACCAGGUUUUCCCGCAGCUCUAUUAAUCAAUCACCAAUUGCACGAUGGACGAGAGAAAAAUAAAGAACCGGAAAAACACAUUCCAAUUGUUCAAUUCACGCAAUUAUCGUGUUUCCAUAGUCAACAGGAAAAAAUAGUCAUUUGGUUUUCUUAUCGGCGCUUGUACACUUCACACUUCGCCCUGGGAACCCGCGGAUAUCCGAAGCACGAGUUAUAUUUCGACGAUUAGUGAACGAUAUUGUUUAUGUUAGAGAAGUAGUGAAUAAUUUACGAAGGAUUCGCAAGGUGAAUCCUUUGACAUUUUGUCGUAACAAUUACAGCAAAACUCGCCACAUUUUCAAAACGAAUUUGCUAGGUGGCGCCACGAGAAACGUACGCACGUGCAGUUCAAGUUCAUGUGACGUCAAUACAUUGUGUCUUGCACUAUUCAACUGCUUGUGAAUAAAUUUGUUUCAGAAUUGUAACAAUUUUGAAUUGUGAAAUCUGUAUUUUAUCAGUUUUUCAUCGAGUGAAGGGAAGUAAUAUUCUUGUGUGUGGGGGUGUGUGUAUUCUGUAUUUUGAAAUUAACCUCAAAGAGAGAGGAGUAGAGUACCUGCCAGUAUUUUUGGAGUCAUUUGUUAAUUUAAGUGAAGUAGUGACUUUAAAAAAUGGGAAAAACGUCGAAAGAUAAGAGGGAUAUUUAUUAUCGAAAAGCGAAGGAGGAGGGAUGGAGAGCUAGGAGUGCAUUCAAGCUGCUCCAAAUUGAUAGUGAAUUCGAAAUCUUGAAGGGAGUUACCAAAGCUGUGGAUUUGUGUGCAGCUCCAGGGAGUUGGAGCCAAGUGUUGUCACGAAAAUUGAAUGAAAAUUACAGACUAGCCCUCGAGAAGCAAGAAACCCCAGAAAAACCCGAACCCCUCGAAUCAGAUCGUCCAAAAAUCAUAGCAGUGGAUCUCCAAGCAAUGGCCCCUCUGGAAGGAGUGAUACAGAUCCAAGGAGACAUAACAAAAACCUCGACUGCGGAGGAAAUAAUCAGGCACUUUGGUAACACAAAAGCUGAUUUGGUCGUGUGUGACGGUGCACCAGACGUCACUGGAUUGCACGACAUGGACAUCUACAUUCAAUCCCAGUUGCUGUUAGCAGCACUGAAUAUAACGACUCACAUCCUGAGCCCAGGAGGAACAUUCGUGGCGAAAAUAUUUCGAGCCAGAGAGGGAUCGUUGCUCUACUCGCAAUUGAAAAUAUUCUUCACCGAUGUAUUCUGUGCAAAACCCAGUAGCUCGAGAAAUUCAAGCAUAGAAGCAUUCGUUGUCUGCAAAAAUUAUUCACCACCAGCCGGCUAUAAACCACACAUGCUGAAUCCUCUUCUGACCCAUGAACCUUUAAACUUCGAUCAAUUGACGGGAAUAAAUAGAUAUGUUGUACCAUUCGUCGUCUGCGGCGACCUGACACAACCAGACUCCGAUGCUUGUUAUCCUCUAAACCUCGAUGGGAAUACCUACCACCACCGUGAGCCCGUCCAAGGACCCCUGAAAUCCCCUUACGAAGAGGCAAUGAAACUCGCAGCUAGAGAUAACCUUCGAAAGGUAAACUCCAGUGUCGUUAUUCAUCACGAUGAACCACGAUCCAUCAAAGAUAUCAAAGAGUCAUGUAAAAAUUCGCGCACACAAGAUGAAAAAUCUUCAUCGACCGAAUGUACGAGUGAUGUUAGAGAAUUUUGCGAUGCGUUUGUUCAUUUAGAUGUUACAGAGUAAUAAAGAUGCAAAUCAUUCUAUGGUUGCAACAACA